UGCUUGGCUGCACAUCUGACUCACGCUGUCUGUGCCUGAGGGCACCCAUCGCCCCCUAAGCACGGGACGCCUCAAGGGGCUCAAAGGGCCAUGCAAAGUUUCAGCCCCUCAGAGUUCCGCGUGGAAAGGACCCACUCCAUGGAGAUGAUAGCCGCUCUCUGAGCUGAGUGUCGGCAAAACACUGGGCGGUGGAUCAUCUGCGCUUGAUCAGCCUGGUUGAGAACGCAGAGAUGAGGUCAGGAAGGGGGAGGAGGAGAAGCAGAGACAGAAAGUCUUGGGAGAUUUGUACUUUGGGGUUGGGCGGGGCUCUUCCGUUAAAAGGGGCAGUUCCAACAGAAUGACACUAACACAAGCCUGCAGGCGGCAGGUCUCCACUUAACCCCUGUGGCCCAUUCUUCAGAGCAUCCCAGCUCCGAAACCAAAGAAGUCGCUGGAAGCGGGACUGAGCCAUAAGCUCUCAAGAGCCCUUCUCCAGUGACCUCCACCAGCCACGCCUCCCACACAAAUACCACACCAACCUGAAGGCAGGCCUCCAGGAAGAGGGCCAAGCAGGUAGCAAGGCUCCCUCAGGAGAAACUGUAGUCACUUUUUUGUCAGUGGGGUCAGCACUCUGUGGUUUGGACAGCCGAACUCCCCUCCACACCCGGUGAGAGAGAGCCUGUCUAAAAUGGUCAUAAACCCGAGGCUGCGAUUUUGAGGCGCAACGCCCUGCCCAGUUCAAGGGUUCUAGUUCCUGUCAUGUACCAGCCUCGUGGAUUCACCCCAGAAGGGCCACCUGCUGAGCUGAGGCGGAGGGAGAUGGCAGUCCGUCGGGAGCUGGGCUCGGAAACAUGAGGCCAUCAGCAGGGCCUUCCCAAGGUCCCUGCUCCGUCUGCAUCCCACUUCCUUGCUAUGGCUCGCCUAUGAAUCAAGCUCCUCCCACCCCUGUUUGAAAAUGAAGUGGCCUGGAGAUGUAAUGCUUUGGUAGAGGGCUUGCCUGGCAUGCCACAAGGCCCUGGCUUGAGCCACAUAAACAGGGCACAGUGAUGCAUGCCAGUAACCCCAGCCCUUGGAAGGUGGAGACAGAGGGUCAGAAUUUCAAGGACUCCCAUGGCUACAAAGCGAGUUUGAGGCCAGCCUGAGCUACGUGAGACACCGUCAAGAAAGAAAGAAGUGAGAGGGGGAACAUAAUAGAAAAUCUUUGCCUGCUGUCUCUGCAAACAGCGCAGAGGAACAGCUUCGGUCCAGUCCGUGGCCUCGUCACUCUCAAGGCCACUCCGUGUGCUGCACAGCGCUGUUCCCCAGAUGUCUGAAAGGCACGAGGACUCACCAACUCCACGCAUGCGGAGCGGCUCUCUGAGCCCAAUCUCGGGGAGAGAUGACACUAGAAGAAAGAAGUAACCUCUCAAGUUGGGCUCAGGCCUGGGAAGGAGAGGGACCUCUCCUGUGACUUGGGGAACGAGCUCCAUAGAACUGCCACAGCUAGCCUACCUACCCCUGGGAGACUCUGCUGCCGCCUCCUGCCCGGCACAACCGCCCCUCAGCCACCAUCAUGUCACAGACCAAAACAGUGAAGGUUCGUCUGACCCUCUUCUUCAUCCUGGUGGGUGGAGUGCUCGCUAUGGUGGCCGUGGUGACUGACCACUGGGCUGUGUUGAGCCCACACCUGGAACACCACAACGAGACGUGCGAGGCAGCCCACUUCGGCCUCUGGAGGAUCUGUACCACUCGCGUCGCCGUGCGUGACAAAGAAGACAAGAGUUGUGAACACAUCACAACGUCAGGGGAAAAGAACUGCUCCUACUUCAGGCAUUUCAACCCAGGAGAGAGCUCGGAGAUCUUUGAAUUCACCACUCAGAAGGAGUACAGCAUCUCGGCGGCGGCCAUCGCCAUCUUCAGCCUUGGCUUCCUCAUCGUGGGUUCCAUCUGUGCGUUUCUCUCCUUCGGGAAUAAGCGUGAUUACCUGCUGAGGCCAGCAUCCAUGUUCUAUGCCUUUGCAGGGCUCUGCCUUAUUGUCUCUGUGGAGGUCAUGAGGCAGUCGGUGAAGCGCAUGAUUGACAGCGAGGACACCGUCUGGAUCGAGUACUACUAUUCGUGGUCUUUCGCCUGUGCCUGCGCCGCGUUCACCCUGCUCUUCCUCGGAGGGCUCUUCCUCCUGCUCUUCUCCCUGCCCCGGAUGCCCCAGAACCCCUGGGAGUCCUGCAUGGAUGCUGAGCCGGAGCACUAGUUUUUGGGAAGGUUAAGCCCAGACCAGAGUCUUUUGGAGGUGAGGAUGGAGUUUCCCAUCUGCCCUGAUCCCUUGUCCAUCACUCGUGGUCUCUCCCUCUGAGUUCCUCUACAAACAGUGCACGUGGACACGAACCCAGACCUGCCCAGGGUCAGAAGAAGCAGGCCAGCAGGCGGCAUUUGAAGGGGCCAGCUCCCACACACCUCCCCCAGCUCAGUCUUGCCUACCAGGCCUGUCGUCCAUGAAGAUCUAGUCUGGUCUUUAGGAAGCUCCGAGGGAUAGCCUGUACUUACUCAUUCACCAGUUCUGAACAUUGCUCAGCCAGCUCCAACCCCACUCUCCUCCACCAUGAUAGGAAACCCUCUUCUGUAACCUGAACAUCCCUCGUUGGCUUCCAGGAUCCCCAAGAGACAUUUUUAACUGGAUAGGAUCUGCGGUUGAAAUAAAAGGUCUCAGAAA
Molecule: messenger RNA, 2665 nt
Organism: Meriones unguiculatus (Mongolian gerbil)
Lineage: Eukaryota; Metazoa; Chordata; Mammalia; Rodentia; Muridae
Gene: Cacng1
Product: calcium voltage-gated channel auxiliary subunit gamma 1
Exons: 5
Coding region: 1532-2206 (224 amino acids)
Biological process (GO): calcium ion transmembrane transport; regulation of calcium ion transmembrane transport via high voltage-gated calcium channel
Cellular component (GO): membrane; L-type voltage-gated calcium channel complex
Molecular function (GO): calcium channel regulator activity; voltage-gated calcium channel activity
Source: RefSeq, a predicted model, not a curated record